Molecule: messenger RNA, 249 nt
Organism: Paramecium sonneborni
Lineage: Eukaryota; Ciliophora; Oligohymenophorea; Peniculida; Parameciidae
Source: the annotation of a GenBank genome assembly
AUGAUGAUGGGACAUUUGAACCAACUUUUGAAUUUUCUUAAUUUAGAAUUCAAAGACAAAGAAAUUACAUUACCAGAAGACUUUCAAGAUUUGGUGUAAAGUACAAGGUUUCACUAAUACAGAAUGCAAUUUGAAACAAUUCAAAUUCCAAGACCAAAGUCAGACCCAGAAUCUACUAAAGUUUUCAUGAGGAAUAUGUAUAGAACACCACAAGAUUUAAAUUAAAAUGAUUAUUGGGAUUAUCCUUGA